Molecule: messenger RNA, 5967 nt
Organism: Lepisosteus oculatus (spotted gar)
Lineage: Eukaryota; Metazoa; Chordata; Actinopteri; Semionotiformes; Lepisosteidae
Gene: sema4ab
Product: sema domain, immunoglobulin domain (Ig), transmembrane domain (TM) and short cytoplasmic domain, (semaphorin) 4Ab
Biological process (GO): semaphorin-plexin signaling pathway; positive regulation of cell migration; negative chemotaxis
Cellular component (GO): plasma membrane
Molecular function (GO): chemorepellent activity; semaphorin receptor binding
Source: RefSeq, a predicted model, not a curated record
UAAAGGGGCACCUUCGUGAUAAGGAGAAACCAUGUCUGGUGCUUUGCAGCAAUGCUUUGUGAGGUUUCAGAGGGAAGACUCCCGCUGUCAUUUAGCUGAAUCGACAGACAUCUGUGUUGCACACAGAGCCGGGGGCUGGGGGAGCCGCCUCUCUCCACGUCAGUGAAGAAGAGGGAACAACAGCGCUGCGGUCCCCUUUCUUUCUGUGCAUAUCCUCUGCUUUUAAAACUUAUUACCGCUGUUUUAUUUUACUUGGACAGUUCCGUACUACUGUACAUCGUUUAUAUGUACAGUUAGGUGACGCCCCGCCAUCAGACUUGGGUUUAUGGUUUGUGGCUGGAAGGCUGAACGGGGAGGACGAUAUGUGCUGUACUGUACCUGUAUCUAAACCAUUGCUGCUGGCUGGGGAAAGGAGAGGAGUCCGUGCGGUUUAAAUUCAAUACUCGACGGCGGAGCGGGGAAACGAGGCGUAAAGAUUCCUGAAGUGUAAAAGGUGAGGUCGGUCUGCCUACCGAGAUAGGAUGCUCUUCUCGUACCCUUCAAGAUGACAGCAGUUGAUCGGAGGGAGAGGAAGUGGCAGAAUAGAAACCAGUCUUUUUUUCAGAGACGCUACCUCCGCUCCAGACAGUGUAGAUUAAGUAUUGCUCAAAGUCACUGAGCCAACGCAGGAAAGCACCAGCUUUCACAUUGAUGAAUUGCGACAGUGCCUUCUUUCAGUCAGCCGUGAAGCUCCACAGAUCUUCUCUUGUCUCCUCGUGGGAGCACACGCCUUACAGCAUGGCAGUACCUCAACUCAUGUGGGGCACAGUUUUACUCCUUGUGCUUCUGCACUUAGCCCAGACAUCCCUAACCCCUCGGAUCACCUUCUCCAGCGAUAGCCCUGGCAGAGUUCUGUCCUGGUUUAAGGAUCCAAGUGUUCAGAACACCACCACACUUCUGCUAAGUAAUGAUGGUGAUAUUCUAUACGUUGGGGCCCGGGACGCACUGCUCUCAUUGAAUGUCAGUCAGCCAGGUGUCAUGACAGUGGUGAAAAAGGUGAACUGGACCACAUUUAAUAAGAAACUUGAAGAAUGCUCAAAAAAAGGGAAAAAAGAAGAGACAGAGUGUAUAAAUGUCAUCAGAGUUCUGCUGUUCCUCAAUGAUACCCAUAUCUAUGCCUGCGGAACAUAUGCAUUCAGUCCAACCUGCACCUACAUUGAUACAAAGACCUUCUCUUUUGUGAAUGAUGGCAGCGGUACACAGAUUACUGAGGACGGCAGAAGUCGAUGUCCUUAUGAUCCCUAUCAGAAACACACAGCUAUCAUUGUUGAUGGUGAACUCUAUACUGGCACUGUAGGGGAUUUCCAGGGUAAGCAGCCUGUGAUUUCACGCUUUGUGAGUGGAGGCAGUGUGAUGGACAUGAAGGUUGAGGACAGUCUGGGCUGGCUGCAAGAUCCUACUUUUAUCAGCUCCACCUUCAUCCCUGGAGAAUCCGGCAAUGACAAGGUCUACUUCUUCUUCAGCGAAGUGGGCAAAGAAUACGAUUUCAUUGAGAAGUUCACCGUCUCACGGAUUGCCCAGGUUUGCACGAGUGACAGGGGAGGGGACCGAAUCCUUCAGAAGCGCUGGACCACCUUUGUGAAAGCUCUGAUGCUCUGCCUGUCCCCGAAUGAGCUGCCUUACAACAUCAUCCAGGAUGUCGUCACCCUUCCGCCACCAGAAGGUGGUUCUGUGGAUGACACCCUCUUCUAUGGUGUCUUCACCUCACAGUGGUCUGGAAAUUCUGGUCGCUCUGCAGUCUGUGCUUUCAAAUUGAAGGACAUCAAGGCUGUAUUUGCUGGAGAAUACAAGGAGCUAAACAGAGACACCCAGCGCUGGAGGACACGCAAUGGAGAGAAGUUUGCUCAGCCAGGGGAGUGUGGACUGCACGGCGCCUCAGACAAAGCAUUGACCUUUGUGAAGGAGAAUUUCCUGGCAGACCAAGUUGUUCAGCCUGUGGACGGGCAUCCAGCCCUCAUUUCUCCUAACCAGCACUACAAGAAGAUUGUUGUGGAGAGGACCACUGCAUCUGACAAGAAGCUUUACACUGUACUCUUCCUUCUCACUGAGACUGGCUUUCUGCACAAGGUAGUGCUGUUGAAGAAGGGUCCCCAUAUUAUUGAAGAGAUUCAGGUCUUCAGACAGCCACAGUCAGUGGAGAAUCUUCUUCUCUCAAUCAAGAAGGGGGUUGUAUUUGUGGGCUCUUCCGAGGGAGUCUUCCAAAUUCCAGUGUCGAACUGCACUUUCUACACGAGCUGUGGUGACUGCAUUCUGGCUCAGGACCCCUUCUGCGCCUGGGAUUCCAGCAGAGGUGUCUGCUCUGAUAUCUCUCUCAUCCAGUCGAAGCCUUUUCAGGAUGUGGAAGGAGGGAAUGCGAAUAGCUGUUCUUCAAUUGCUCCCAGAGGGAAAUCUGCUGGGUACACGAAGCAGCCCACAGACCUUAGACAUAUCAACGUACGUGUAUCUCCAAACGUAGUUGUGAGACUGAAUUGUUCCAGAAACUCUCAACUGGCUAUACAGCACUGGGAGCGUGGUGCCGGGAAGACCCUCUCAGAGAAUCUCUACCUACAGCCACAAGAUGGCAUCCUGCAGUUCCUGGCCUCCCAGGAAACCAUGGGGGAGUACUUCUGCUUCUCUGAGGAGAAUGGCUUUCGGCAGCUGCUGGUCCAUUAUAUAGUUGUGAGGAAGGAUGGUUCAUCUGAUGCCACCCAGGAACAGCCUCGGCCAACCUCAGUGGAAGACUGGGAGGGGAAGGAGAUUGAAGGAAACUGGCAGGAAAAAGAGCCCACCACAAUCAUGGAGGAAGUGCCAAACACCAGAUUAGAUGUAAAAGGUAGUUCUCGUACUUUCAACAAGCCCCGCUCUGUACCCGGUCACAAGGCAGAAGUACCUGCCAAUACUGACAGGGACCAUGUGCGCCCAUUGCCAAUCAGCAACGAACGCAGCUACUAUGGAGAACUGGUAGCAGUGUCCAUCUUCUUGGCGCUGGCACUGACAGCACUGCUUGUAGGAGCCCUCUACAUCUGGCGGCAGAAGAACCGUGGCAAAGCCAGGGUUCAGGGCUGUCAGGAUAACACUGUGAAAAGCUCUGACACUGACUCCCCCACAGAACAUGCCCUCCUGACCCAAGACCAGGGGCCCCCAAUCAUUGUGUUAGGCAAUGGGAAAGACACAGACAGCAAACAGCCUGAUAGUGACCCACACUGAGUGUCUCCAAUGGGCACCUGCCAGUCGCUACAUCCAGCUAAUAGUUAAUGAUAUCCACUGCUAAAAAAAAAACACCUUCCCACCAAGGAUUUCCUGUCCAUUCAUCCCCAGUGUGUUUGUGGGACAGAACAAAGGGGGGAUUUCUUUUUCUUGACAUAUCCAAGAAAUUCUGCAUCAAAGGAGAUCAUAACAGGAUAAUGAAGCUAAUGCUAAUCAUUUUAACAGACAGAUUUAACCAUGCCUGGGAUCAAAGGUUUUUGUCUGGAUUUGUCAAUGUUUAAUGACUGUUGACUUGACUCAAGUGACUGGACUACUUUUCAAUUUCCUCUAAUUACACAGGGCCAUCAUAUUGGUUUCUUGAAGGACAAUGUCUGUGCUGUGACACAUCCUCCAGCCCCUACCCCCCUCCUAAAUUAAUAAGAAAAAGUACAAGCUAGCAAAUGGACUAGGUUUGUCUUCAAUAAACAAAGUUGUAUCAUUUCUCUGAUGUAUGUGGCUUCUGGAGAAAAUUGAAAGUUUUUGGAUAUUUUAAUGUAAUUUUCACCAGUCAAGAUAAAAUUAUGAGAAUUAUUAGAUUCUAUGCAAUAAAUAGUAUUUAAAAAUAUGUGAAUUUCACAGUAGUAGUUAUCUAACCACCUGAUAGCAAUUUCUUCUUUUCUCUCUAUUAUGUUUUACUAAAAUCUGAUGUUUAAGCAAUGUGAGAAACUUUUGAAAAUAACAUAUAUUUAAAAAAAAGUAAAUCAUUUAAUGUCAAAUAUGAAUGCUUCAGUCCAAACUCCACAUCAGGACUGUGCACACUUGAAAACCCAUAAUAGGGCAAAACUGGUCUCUUCAAAGACAUGACUGUGAUAGUUUUCAUCUUUUAGAAAUGCUGUAAUAUGUGCAUUCACUGUUUUACUAACCUUUUAUAAUUGAAUGUCAGUUUUUUCUCUUUGGCUACAUCUUCUUCGCUAACUUUUAAAUUUGGUAAAUAUCAAACAAAAAUUUAAUUCACAUGAAAAACAGUUCUAUGCACUAAAAUCAUCCAUCUAUAGUGCUGCUUUUCAUAUAAAAUACUAAGAAACAAAUAAGGGUUUUUAAAUUAAUCUGAGCUGAUUAAUCAGAAAAUUAGAGAGCAUUUUUUUCUGAAAAUACUCAUAUUAGACUAUGAAAACUAGUUUUCAAAGGAUGAAUUAAGUAAGGACCAUGAAAUCCUUUUAUAGAAGAGACCAUUUUCCCUAACUAGUUCACUGAUGAACAAUUUUAUUCCUGUUCUGAGUUGCUGGCUCAAAUGUUAAUUUGCCUAAUUAUUGAACUGUAAAACAUGAUUUGUUUAUCCAGUGUCUUAAAAGAAACAGCAGCUAUAUCCUUUGUAGCUAUGCAGAUUUCUAAGUAUCAACAGCUAUCAUUGAGGAUAAGUUUCGCUGAACUUGUCAUUCACUUCUAAGCGAAAAAAACAGAACCACACAAAACAAGUAAUGUAAAUUAUAUAAUAUUCUUAACCACUGUUCACAAAAUAACCUGUGUCUAUUAUACAAAUUGUCUUUUAUUUGUAUAAUUUAAAUAUAAUUUUAAGAGUUUUUAUUAAAGUAAAUCAAGCAAAAUUGUGAAAAUCAAAACAAUGUGAAUAAUCACAAGAAAAUUAGCCAACAUUGUGUUUGCUCUUAAUCUUUAAAUGUUGGAUAAUUCUGAAUGUGUUGGUUCACCAACAAUCAAUCUACUUGCUUUUGGAUUAUGACUCCACUCGAUAUUUGGACACCCACAUUGGUUACAGUUACAUGUCCAUGCUGAGUAGCUUGUGCCUAUAUUGGUUGCACUAAGCUCUGGGUGGUCUUCUGGGAUCCACCUGCUUUAUUCUGUUGAUUUUAUGGGUUAGAGUUAAAGAGUCACUUAAAGCUCUUUUAUUUUUGUUAUUAUUUUAUUUAUUUUUGUAAAUGUUCAGGCUCCCCAUGUGUCAUGACUGUACCUAUUUCCUCUUCCUGCAAGGCAGUUAAUGUUUUUGCAUUUUAUCCAUCUUAAGUAAAAUGGAACUCAUACAGUAGGUACUUUAAAGUUAAAAAAUGCAACCUUUUAAAAUGUUUCUUCUUGGAAAUGUUCAAUUGACUAUAUUAAUUAUACAUAAUUAUGGCACUAUUAAUUAGUUUUCAUUUUAUUCAUACUUUAAGAGCCCAAACAGCCUCUAUUCAGCCUCCAGGAAGAUUGGUCACAACCAAGAAGUGUUCAUUCCUUUUUAAAAAAUUAAUUUGUACAAAGUUAACUUUUUAAUGCUACUGUAUAUACAGAUUGCAUCUGUUCAGUAAUUCCAUCAAAAUGAAGUAUGGGAGCAUGAAAAUGUCUGAAUGCAGUUUUUACUCUAAUAAUUCUGAGUAAUAAUAAGUCUACAUUCCAUAUUUUCCAGUAGCAGUAAUGCAUUGUUGCUGGAAUAGUGAAUGAGAUCACACCUGAUUAUCUGUGACAAAUUCUCUAAUGUCUAGAAGAAUCUCAUCAAGUAUCUUCUAAUCUGGCUUUUUCCAUGCUGAUGUCUUUGCAUUUCAGGGCACUGAAUUAAUAACAAUGAUGAUGCAAAAUGUCUUUAAUAUAGAACAGCAUCCAUUCAGAAUGCCAGGGUACACAAGCCACUUCCAUACCGUACACAAGAUUCCAUACCAUUCCUUAACAUGUAUGUAAAGAUUGUAUUUUUUUAAUGUAAGGAGAAUAAAAUGUGGUUGUUUGUGUAUUAAUUUUACUGAUUAAAAGAAAACAACAUUUAUUCCAUUUAAUUAC